GUGUUUACAAAAAAACGGUUCCGAAGUCGCUCACAGACGCCGUAUCAUAUAAUAAAGUACAGCAAUUCUAACGGUGAUCAUGAGACUCGUUAUCCUUGAUGACUAUGAGCUGGCCAGUGAGUGGGCUGCUAAAUACAUCCGGAACCGUAUCGUCCAGUUUAAACCCAGUGCAGACAGAUACUUUACACUGGGGCUUCCCACUGGUAGUACACCACUUGGGUGCUACAAGAAGCUGAUCGAGUAUUACAAAAGUGGCGACCUCUCUUUUAAAUAUGUGAAGACCUUUAACAUGGAUGAGUAUGUUGGCCUGGCGAGGGAUCAUCCAGAGAGUUACCAUUCCUACAUGUGGAACAAGUUCUUCAAGCACAUUGACAUCGAGCCUCAGAAUACCCACAUUCUGGAUGGCAAUGCAGCUGACCUGCAGGCGGAGUGUAAUGCAUUUGAGGAGAAGAUAACAGCUUCUGGAGGCAUCGAGCUGUUUGUAGGAGGUAUCGGCCCAGAUGGCCACAUUGCUUUUAACGAACCGGGUUCCAGUCUUGUAUCGAGAACACGAGUGAAGACUUUGGCUAAGGAUACGAUAGUGGCCAAUGCUCGCUUUUUCGGAAAUGAUCUGUCCAAAGUCCCCACCAUGACGCUCACUGUUGGUGUGGGUACAGUAAUGGAUGCCAAAGAGGUUCUGAUUCUGAUCACGGGCGCACACAAAGCAUUUGCCCUCUAUAAAGCUAUAGAGGAAGGAGUGAACCACAUGUGGACAGUAUCUGCAUUUCAGCAACACCCUCGCACCAUCUUUGUGUGUGACGAGGAUGCCACACUUGAGCUCAGGGUCAAGACUGUGAAGUACUUCAAAGGACUGAUGCAUGUUCACAAUCAGCUGGUGGAGCCCACACACAGCAUAAAGGACUAUAAGAACUAAGAA
Messenger RNA from Trichomycterus rosablanca, 916 nucleotides. RefSeq names its product glucosamine-6-phosphate deaminase 2 (gene gnpda2). The coding region runs from base 80 to 913 and encodes 277 amino acids. Gene Ontology annotation, molecular function: identical protein binding; glucosamine-6-phosphate deaminase activity. The record is from RefSeq and is a predicted model, not a curated record. Gene Ontology annotation, biological process: D-glucosamine catabolic process; carbohydrate metabolic process; N-acetylneuraminate catabolic process. The transcript has 7 exons. Gene Ontology annotation, cellular component: cytoplasm. NCBI's taxonomy places the organism in Eukaryota, Metazoa, Chordata, Actinopteri, Siluriformes, Trichomycteridae.